Artibeus jamaicensis (Jamaican fruit-eating bat) is the source of this 558-nucleotide messenger RNA. RefSeq names its product ferritin light chain-like. Gene Ontology annotation, cellular component: cytoplasm. Lineage: Eukaryota; Metazoa; Chordata; Mammalia; Chiroptera; Phyllostomidae. The transcript has a single exon. Gene Ontology annotation, biological process: iron ion transport; intracellular iron ion homeostasis. Gene Ontology annotation, molecular function: ferric iron binding; ferrous iron binding. Bases 51 to 551 code for a protein of 166 amino acids. The record is from RefSeq and is a predicted model, not a curated record.
GCUGGCACCGUUUUUUCGACCUUAAUUCUUCACUGCCGAACAUUUGUAUCAUGAGCUCCCAAAUUCACCAGAAUUAUCCUACUGAGGUGGAGGCGGCCAUCAACUGCCUGGCCAACGUGCAUCUGCGGGCCUCCUACACCUACCUCUCUCUGGGCUUCUAUUUCGACCCGGACGAUGUGGCUCUGGAGGGAGUGGGCCACUUCUUCCGAGAGUUGGUGGAGAAGAAGCGUGAGGGCUCUGAGCGUCUCUUAAAGCUGCAAAACCAGCGCAGUUGCCGCAUUCUUCUCCAGGAUGUGGCGAAGCCUUCCCAAGAUGAAUGGGGUAAAACUCAGGACACCAUGGAAGCAGCCUUGGCCUUGGAGAAGACCCCGAACCAGGCCCUUUUGGAUCUGCAUGCCCUGGCUUCUACCCACACAGACCCUCAUCUCUGUGACUUCCUGGAGAACCAUUUCCUCAACAAGGAGGUGAAGCUCCUCAAGAAGAUGGGCGACCACCUGACUAACAUCCAUGGGCUGGGUGGCCCAAGCUGGGAUGGGAGAGUAUCUCUUUGAAAGACCA